AUAUAUAUUAGUUUCCGGGAGGCAAAAAAAAAUCACACAAUUCAAUUGAAAGAAGACAAGAAGAGAAAAGAAGAUGGCGUUGAAGAGAUCAACAACGUCGUUUAGGAGACAAGGAUCGUCGGGACUCAUCUGGAAUGACAGGUUCGUGAGUGGAGAGAUUCGUCCCAACGUGGAAAGACAAGAAGAAUUGAACAACGAUCAUCGUGACGGAUCAAUGGCGGCUAGUACGCCUCCACCGGUGCAACGUAGCGCAUCAGACGGAGGACGUGGCCAUGGUGGCGCAAGAGUACUUGGGGAGAUAUCUCCAGCUUUGGAUCCACCUUCUCCUAAGAUAUCUUCCGUUGGUUGUGGCUUUUGUUCUUUGUUUUCGUCUAACGGCCGGAGAGGAAAGCAGAGGUAGGACAAGAUCAAGCGCUGGAGGUUUAUAAUUAGAUUAUCAAUAAGUUGUAAUUUAUUCAUAUUUAUUAAUCACAACAAUUGAUCUUGAUGACAUUAUUAUAUUCAGGAUUUG
Messenger RNA from Camelina sativa (false flax), 511 nucleotides. Lineage: Eukaryota; Viridiplantae; Streptophyta; Magnoliopsida; Brassicales; Brassicaceae. The record is from RefSeq and is a predicted model, not a curated record.